CCGUGCCGGAGUUUUACUCUAGGAGGAAGCAGUUCGACGGGCAAUCCUCCACCCGACUGGACCAAUGUGGACUACGAUUAGGAAUGUGGUACUGGAAAGAUGAAACCAAAACUCUGGAAUUUAGAAGUACCGGAGCGUGAGCCCAGGGCUUUGCACAUGCCAGCAAGCAUCUUCCGCUAGGCUACAUCCCAGCAAGCAUUUACUUUCUAUAGAAUACACUUAUUUCAGCAUCUCCAAAGCAGUCCUUUCACUCCUGCUUGUUUGUCUCUACUGAGACGUCACAACGAUCCUGGCCAGUAGCUCCUGCAGCAUCAUCCUCAUUUCACGCCUGCAGUGGAGCUCAAGGAGCGAGGCAAGAAAGGGAAGGCAGUUCACUUCGCUGAGAUGGAUGGUCCGGCUUCAGAAAGGUUGACAGAUAAAAGGUUUGCCUCAAGGGACGAAAAGUCAGCGAAAGCCCUGGAGAAACGGUAUCAGCUGGGCAACAUCACGCUGGAUGACGUCAAGUUUGUUGCAUUGCUUUCCCUCCAAGACACUGAAAUGCAGCGGGUCUGCUCUUUUACAACGUUUAUGAGAAAUAAGAACCUUGACAGCUUCCUUAUGGCGCUUUUGUACUAUCUGUCUCAUUACUUGGAGAAACUCUCAAUGGAAAAGAAACCCCAAAGCUACAUGGUAGGCCUGGUAGAGAAAAAAGAGAUAGAGCUGGUUAUGAGCAAGUUAGAAGAUGCGCAGAAGUACCUGGCACAGAAGUACUGCAUCCUCGUGCUGGGCGUCGGCAUGGCGGAUAAGCAUCACAUGAACUGUGGAAAGGAUAAAGUCUCAGACACGCAAAAAGACUGGAAAUUCUUUGAGUCCUUUUAUACUUUCUGUACAUACAUAGCUUGGAUUGUGUUCCGACGUCAGUACCUGACAGAGAUUGAGGAAGAAGUAGGGAGGCUUUUUCGUACCAAUAUGUUCAACAUUCCCCGAAGGAAACGCGAGGAUGAAGAAUCAGGAGGAGAGAAGAAGCGCAUGACAUUGGUACAGUUUCGGAAAAUGAUGGCAAAACGUCCAGCAAUUAAAAAGGCUGUGGACAUGCGCUCCCCAGUCUUGUCUACACUGCUGCCAUCUCUCAGAGAAAAAGCUCAACAUAUCGUUGAAAAAAAGUAUGUGGCAGGCAUCAAACUGCCACCCCGAAUGCAGAAGGGCACAACAAGUCUGGAGUCUGUGGCCAUGCCCGUAGUUGGCAUCUUGGGGGAGCCUCGACAUCUGUUCAACCCUCAUACUCUCCUGCCCCUUGAAUCAGAAGAAAAUGGGAAACAGAGUGGAAGGAAUUCCUUCGUGAUAGAGAGGAAUAACGCAAUGAUUGAGGACACGCUGGACUUGGUCAUGACAACCCUAUCGUCACAAAACACCUUCCCUAAAUAAUCCAGUGUGUUCCCGUUCUUUAUUCAGGUCCCUAUAUUUGAAGUAAACUACUUUGACUUAACACUUUCUAUAGGAUUAGUAUUUGUUGUCCUAAAGUAGCUCAUUAGCAUGCUCAGGACUCCUUGGCUCAAGUUGUUCUUUUCAUGACUACUCA
Messenger RNA from Microtus oregoni (creeping vole), 1558 nucleotides. RefSeq names its product protein phosphatase 1 regulatory subunit 36 (gene Ppp1r36). The record is from RefSeq and is a predicted model, not a curated record. The transcript has 12 exons. Lineage: Eukaryota; Metazoa; Chordata; Mammalia; Rodentia; Cricetidae. Bases 385 to 1404 code for a protein of 339 amino acids. Gene Ontology annotation, molecular function: phosphatase binding. Gene Ontology annotation, biological process: negative regulation of phosphatase activity.